CAGGGAGCGGCGCAGGGCGGGCGCAUGGCGGGUUCCGCGGGGCUGUCGCUGUGCGGGCGCGCGCUGGCGGUGCGGGGCGGCUGCCGGCUGCUGGCCAGCCCCGCUUCGAGCAGUGACGAUGACAGCGUCUUCAUAUAUGAUUGCAGUGCUGCAGAAAAGAAGGCACAAGAGCAUAAAGGGGAGGAUGGACAGCCCGUGGAUAAGGGGAGUGACACGAUUCUGGCGUCCACCUUCUCGAAGUCUGGCAGCUAUUUUGCUUUAACUGAUGACAGUAAGCGUCUGAUUCUUUUCCGUACAAACCCAUGGCAAUGUCUGAGUGUCAGGACCGUGGUGAGGAGGUGCACGGCCCUGACCUUCACGGCCUCCGAGGAGAAGGUUCUGGUGGCGGACAAGUCUGGAGAUGUUUAUUCCUUCCCGGUGCUGGAGCCGCACGGGGGCGGCACGCUUGAGCUGGGACACCUGUCGAUGCUGCUGGACGUGGCUGUGAGUCCUGACGGCCGCUACGUCCUCACUGCUGACCGGGACGAGAAGAUCCGGGUGAGCUGGGCCGUGGCUCCACACAGCAUCGAGUCCUUCUGCCUGGGGCACACCGAGUUCGUGAGUCGCAUCUUCGUGGUGCCCGACCACCCCGAGCUGCUCUUGUCCUCCUCCGGGGAUGGCACCCUGAGGCUCUGGGAGUACAGGAGCGGCCGUGAGCUGCAUUGUUGCCACCUGACCAGCCUGCAGGAGCCGGCAGAGUCCCAGAGCGACAAGAGGUUUGCUGCGUCCAGGAUCACUUACUGGUGCCAGGAGGACUGCGUGGCACUCCUGUGUGACGGGCUGCCGGUGGUCUACCUCUUCCAGCUGGACGCCCCCCAGCGGCAGCUGGUCUACAAGCAGCAGCUGACUUUCCAGCACAGAGUGUGGGACGUGGCCUUCGAGGAGACCCAGGGGCUGUGGGUCCUGCAGGGCUGCCGGGAGGCCCCCCUCGUGCUCUGCAGGCCCGUGGGCGGCCAGUGGCAGCCUGUUCCCGAAAGUGCCGUGUUGAAGAGGGUCUCCGCUCACCUUCGGGAGCACUGGGCCAUGUUGGAAGGCUCUGCUGGUGCAGACGGCGGCUUCAGCAGCCUCUACAAGGCCACCUGCGACAACAUGACCACUUACCUGAAGAAGAAGGAGGAGCGGCUGCAGCAGCAGCUGGAGAAGAAGCGGCGCAGGGACCCACCGCCCGGGCCCAACGGGCAGACCAAGAAGAUGAAGGCGGGGGAGGCGCCGCGGAGCUGCUCCUCCUAGCGUUAGGGACGUGCCUCGGGGACACGCCUCGGGGUUGCUCCUCGGGGAUGCUUCUCAGGGACACUCGCCGCCUCGGGGCAGCGGGGUGUCGUGCUCGCCCCUCCCGCCUGCAGCUCCUGGCGAAGGCCAAGGGGACGUCAUUCCCGACUCAGGCUGGGGGGCGGCGAGGUCCAUCCCGGCUCAGCGGACACCUGGGGCCAUGGACGGGACCCUGGGCUCUAGAACAUUCUGUCGCUGAGCAGACCCCCUCUGGGCGGAGGGAAGCCGUGCAACGUGUCAGCCGCUCCGCGUGGGCAGCAAGUGCUUCCCACCGUCCCUUCACGGUGUCGGGAACAGCACCCCGAGGUUGUGCGCUUGUCCUCUCCGGCUCGUCCUGCGCGGCGUCCCCUAGGGGAGCCUGGAAGCGGACGUCGUUACAGCGGGGCGGUGGAUACCUGGGCUUUUCUGUGGUCACCUGGCCCUCCUGGGUGGUCUGCCAUGCUGUCCAGCAGAUGGCCGCGGGCUGUAGGCCUAAGAGGGGUUAAAUCCUCAGUCCUCAGGUGGCACUGGCUCCAGUGCUCAGGCUCCUUGGCGUGCGGCGAGCUCAUCGCCAGUGCUGGUGGGGAUGUUGGUGGGGACGUGGGCUUGUCCGUGAGGACAAGGACGCAUGAGGACGGAGGAGCCCCGCUGGACACUCAUCUGCAGGGAAGUGAUGGGUGAUGCCGUGUACGCUUGUUUUUGACUUGAACUUUUGCACAUGCUGCAGGGCAGGAGGGUCAACUGAAUUCUAAUGACUGGUCGAUAAAGAUGAGCUUUUUUGCAGCUUCUGGAAAUUUUAGCAGCAGCAUGUGAAACUAAUCUCAAAAACAUAUUGAGCGGAACCAUUUUUGAUGAGCGUGCUGUUUCUGAUUGAAACAUUCGCUUUUUGAUUUGAAGAAGAACGUUUGUUUGGUUUCACGGGAUACUUGGAAACAGACCAUUUUGUGCAUCAAAGGCUGGAACACUUCACAUUUUUCCUAAGUGCCUCGUUUUGCUUUAAACUCUGAUCUGAAAAGAGUGCUGUUUGUGACCCGCUCAGGGUCACUUCCCACCAGGGACAUCAGGACUUCCCCACGUCGGGGGCUGGCUCAGCCAGAGGCGGAGAGCAGCGGGGGUGCGCCUGGGACGGAAUGGGGUGCCUGGGCAGAGUCGGGGCGCCCUGGCCGUGGUCCCGUAGGAGGAGCCUGGCCUUGGUAGCACUGCUUUGGGCACAGGAAGUGUUUUUGUUAAUAAUCUGCUCUGAAACCAGUAAAAACCAAUAAUUCUUGGUUUUACAGGAAAUGUAGGUUUGUUCUUGUUGGUGUCUUGGUCUGAUAGGGGUCAGCAAACUGGCUCGCAGGCCACAUCCUGCCCGUUGACCAAUUUCCUGUGGUCUGUGAGCUAAGCAUAGUUUUUAGAUUUUCAAAUGGUUGAAAAAAAUCAAAAGAAGAAUAUUUCGAGAUACAUGAGUGUCCUUAAAUAAACUUGUACUGGGACACGACCACGCCUGCCUGUUUGGAGGUGGUCAGUGUUGGCUUUGGGGCUGCAACAGUGGGGUGGGGUGGUUGCCACGGAGACCAGAUGGCCUGCACAGUCUAAGAUGCUUAUUAUCUGGUCCUUCACACAGAGGCUUGUCAGUCCACGUGAAGGUGUCUCUUAAAUCUGUGUAGUGUUUUAAAUGAGCUGGUUCAUUUCCCCGCGUUCCUUGUGGUCCCUGAGGGCAGGUAGGUGGAGCAGCCUCUGAAACCCUGUGUCCCGGCUCCGGGCGGUGGGGACGGCGUUGAGGGGUGUGUGAGGCUGGCCUCCCGCACCUGACGUAGGUUAGCAGGUAGUGCCCGGCAGUCUGUCCAGAGAGCAGAGUGCAGGUGAGAGGAGCCGCGAAAAUCUGCGUUUCCGGGGAUUGUUUUCAAGUUCCUUACAUUCUUAUCAAAGCUACGCGUGCACAUGUCAGAGACCAGACUGUACUGACAGGCUGACUGACCGUGAUCCAGUCUGCUCCUUCUCCCACACCCCCUCCCCACUUGGGUGACCCAAGCCUCUGUUCCGGGGGCGUCGGCCACCGGGAGCCCAGCAGCAGGUGGGGGGAGUGCGGUGUCCUUCCCCGUGGGCUGCAUCCCUCUAGGACUGUAGCCUCCUGGGGGCUCUGGCUCCACGUGGCCCCGGAGGCAGCGGUGGCUUUUUGGUCCUGACACCCUGUCCACGCCUCUGGAAUUAGUCCUUCCAUCAAAGGGCUCUAACGGAUCGCAGGUGAGCGUGGGCCGAGGUCUCGCUGGAACCUGACUUAGAGACUGUGCGUGCUCACGGGCCCCUGGUUGUCCCGAAGUUUCUUUUCCGGUUGGUGGGCGCAGACCCGCCAGGACCCCCCGUUGCGUUCCCUGGGCUUGUCUCUUCACCUACAGCAGCAGCACCCCCGCCUCCCUCCGUGGCUUUGCCUUGAGAGACCGGGUCUGUGGUCAGCUGAUUUGAAAAGCAGUUUCUUUGUCUCUUGACCUUCGGGAGCCGAGGGGCUACGUUGGCUUUCUUACCCCUUUACUUUUACUUAUCUCCCAUUUUCCAUUCUCUUUUAGUGUCUGUAUGUUUUGCUUUUGGGGAGGUCCCUUGAGCUUUGUUCCAGCUCAUUUAUUGAUUUUUUUUUAAAGGCCUGGUUAUCGUCAUUUUGAGUUCUGAGUGGUUUUGUUCCUUCGUUUUGAUGCUGGUAUGCAGCUGGCGAGUGCACGGAAUGCACAGACGUCACCAGCUGCUACACGCGUGUAAGGGCCCCCGCAGCAGCGGAGUGGUCCCCAGGCUCCUUCCGUCCCACGCGCUGCCCAGGCCGACCUGACGCGCCGGCUUGCCGCUUCUCACGCUGCUGUGUGUGGUCGUGGUGGUGGCUGUGUCGUUUUCUGUUGCUGCUCCCCAUGUGGAAACACCUCAGUGCGCCCACCCCGCUGCCCGUGGGCGUGUGAGGAGUUCCCAGACCUCGGCUGCGAUGAGCGUCUGGUCCCUGCCCUGGAACUCGCGUAAGCACUUCUGUCGGGAGUGCCCUUGCUGGCCCGCAGUCACUUGGACGGUGCAGCCCACCCUUGUUAGUGUAACGCCCACUGUGAGUGUAAAAGUCGGUACAUUUUCUUCAUCAGCGUUUGAGGUUUAAUUUUGCAAAGGUGCAAGCUUGGAGUUGUGGGCCACUGUGUGGGAGCCAGUGAAGCUGUCCACUUUGUGUCGAGACUUAAACUUGAUCUUGUUCUCAGCAGGGUUACCUUAAAAAAGCGUGGGUCAGCACACGGGGGGAUGCCAGCACAGGGUCACGAGGACACUCAGGCCUGCAGGCAGGUCAGCAUGGCAAGGAACUGAGCCUCCUGCCAACAGCUGGCGACUGACCGUCCUGGGAGAUCUUUCUAGUAUAAAUGUGGAGAAUGUGCUGUGUUUUUCCUGCAGCACCGUUGCCUGAGUCCUGUGUGUGUUGACGUGUAUUUUUCUUUCUAAUUUCCAUUGUGAUUUCUUUGUUCCAUGGGCUAUGUGGAAGUGUGGUUUAAUUUCCAGAUGUCUGAUGUGUUUUCUUCAGAUUUUAAAGAUUGGUUUCUGGUUUUAAUUUCAUUGUGGUCUCAAUAUACUUUGAUUUCUUUCCUUUUAGGUUUAUUGAGCCUUGUUUGAUGCUCCACAGUAUGGUGGUGGUUUCACGUGCCCUGGAGGAGAAUGCGUCCCGCCCUUGUUGGCUGGAGGAGGGGCCUCUAAGUGUCCAUCGGGUUGGGUUGGGGAUGCUGUAGGUCGUUACCAAUUUCAGGAACAGCACCACCGUCCUCCUGAUUCCUGUGUACCCUCGUCACCUCCUGAAAGCAGUACCUGAAUGUCUAACUCUGUGGAAUUGUCUCGUUUUCCAUUGUCCUAGUGGUUUCUGCUUCCUGGGUUUAAAACUUCUGAUAUUUGGUGCUCCCACGAGGAGGAGUGUGUGUCCUGAUGAGGGAUGUCUGUCCCUGGUCCUCUUCUUUGCUCUGAAGUGUAGGUUAUCUGACGGUUACAGCCGCUCCGAGUCGGUGUUAGCAUAGAAUUUCUCUUCUCAUCCCUUUUAACCUGUGUAUGUGUUUAUAUUUAAGGUUUGUUUUUGUUUUUUUUGGUAGACAAUGUCUUUUUAUCCUCCAAAUUUUGGAUUUUAGUGGAAAUUCAACUGAAACACAUCUGUGGUCUAAAGUGUUCAUUAGUCGCUUUGAAAAGUUUGAAAAAGCAGAUAAAACUAAUUUUGAGAAUAUAGUCCAUUUAACCAAAUACAGCAAAAAUAGUGUUUCAACCUGCAGUCUAUAUACAGGUUAUUCAUGAGCUAUUUUACAUUUAUGUUUAGUCCUAAUUGUUAGACAUCUUGUGCGUACUUUACAUACGCCCGGCCCCUGUCUCAGAAAGCCGGGCAGCCUAGAUCAGCUGCGUGAAAGGCCUUGCCCUGCCCUUCUCACACCCUAAUUCCCACUCUUAAGCCGCAAAUCAGCCCGUAAAGAGUGACCCUUGGCAGCCCUGGGCACCCCAGCGUCCAUCCCAAUAGAGGCAGCGCCCCAGGCCCACACGCUUGCGCACGUGCUGUCUCCUCGCGGCCGCGCUGGGUGGCCCUCGGGCAUCCUGUGUCCUCCAGGACUGAGGAAUAAACCCCGUUCCUCCAAGUUCGCUGACGGCUUUUGCUGAAGUGCGUCCUACAACCGCAAGAACCAGACGGGCUGGUGCAACCACAACUUUCGCCUUGGUGGGGAAAACGUCUGGGGGCUCCCUGGGAGUAAUUUGGGUUGUACGGGGCACGUGUGCAGUUUCGUAGGGAAGCUGCAUGCCGAGCCCAGGCUGGCUGUGUCAUUUCCACUCCUGUGGGCGGUUUCUCGGCAUCCUCACCAGCAUUUGGUGUUAUCGCUGUUUUAUCGUAUGUGAGCUCUGAGAGUCCUUUAUUCAAGUUCUUUGCCAGGUAUAGUUUGCAAAUGUUUUCUCCCAGGUGCAGCUUCUCUUUUCAUCCUUUGAACGCAGGCUCUUUAGCAAAGCAAACAUGUUCAGUAUUGAUGGCGUCCAGUUUAUCAGGUUUUCCUUUGGCGGAUGGUGCUUUUGGUGUCAGGAACCCUUUUCCUAGCCCUAGCCCCUAAGGAUUGUCUCCUGCGAUAUUUCUAGAAGUUUCAUAGUUUCAUGUUUUACACUCAAGUCCAAGAUCCAUCAUGAAUUAGUUUGUAAGAUGUCAAGUUCUGUUCUUUGUGGAUGUCUGCUUGCCCGGGCAGCGCUUGUUGGAAAGACUGCCUCUCCUCCAUUGACUUGCUGUUGUGGCCUUUGUUGUGGAAGGGUAUUUUCACGUGAUGUAGCUCUUUAAUUUCGGUUUCUUUGGAAAAGUUCCUGCUCUGUCUUCAGGCCGCUCUGGUCUCUGCAGUGUCCGUUCCCCUCUGUGCUGGUGGCCUCAGCGUCUGAGCACAGAGUCCACGCCCAGCUUUGUGUCCCUGCAGCUGGAGCCUCUGCCUUUUCCUUUGCGGGUUGGCACGAUGGAAGGCGUGGUCAGUGGAGGUUGCCGGGGGGUGGGGGUGGGGUCACUGCAGGAGGAUGGGGCUGUUGCUCAGGGGCCCAGAGGCCUUCCUUCCUGGGCUGUGCUGUGCCCGCAAGCAGCAUGGAGUGCUCAGUGACACCCCAGUGGGCUCCCAGGGCACGUCCACAGCACCCCAGCGGGAGGCGUCCUGGCAUGUGUCCUGGCAGCACGUCCAGCUCCCAGGGAGUGUGUCUCCUGGUGCCCCGGUGAGUUGCUGGAACCCUGGAAGGAGGCUUUUUGCUCACCAGCCCUGGCCUGCGGGACCUCGGCAGCGCCACCGGCGGGCGGGUCACAGCCACACCCCUUCAGACGAGGUCCAGUUUCCUCCCUGCCACCCCCUGCGGGAUGCUUCCAUCUCCCUGCAGUCCACAGGUGCCACGCUUCUCAGGCCUGUUCCUUGGACCCUCUGCCUCCGUCCUGGGGGUGCUGGCUGCUCCCAGACCUCAGCUUCCUCUGUUCUUUAAGGUUCUUUCACUUUACUGCGCAGCCCUCUGUUCCUGUUCAACAGUUCUUCAUAGAAGAGCUCUCCUCCUCAUGUUGUCUGUGUGGUCUCUGCCUCUUGACUGAUAUGCCUUUGUUUCCCGCGGUACGUGAUGCGUCUUCUUUCCCUGGCUUCUUUUUUUUUUUUUUAAGGUUUUUUUUUUUUUAUUGGAAUAUAAUUGCUUUACACUCUUGUACCAGUUUUUGAGGUACACCAAAGUGAAUCAGCUGUAUUUAUACACAUAUCCCCAUAUCCCCUCCCUGCCACGACUACCCCUCACCCCUCCCCGUCCCGGCCCUCUAAGGCAUCAUCCAUCAUCGAGUUGCUCUCCCUUUGUUAUCCAGCAACUUCCCACUGGCUGUUUUACAGUUGGUAGUAUAUAUAUGUCUAUGCUACUCUCUCACUUCGUCCCAGCUUCCCCUUCACCCCCCGCCCCCCCCCCCCCCAAACCCGUGUCCUCCAGUCCAUUCUCUGCAUCUGCAUCCUUAUUCUUGUCUUGUCACUGGGUUCAUCAGUACCAUUUUUUUUUUUUUAGAUUCUGUAUAUAUGAGUUAAAAAUCUAGAAACAACAAAUGUUGGAGAGGGUGUGGAGAAAAGGGAACUCUCUUGCACUGUUGGUGGGAAUGUAAGUUGGUACAGCCACUAUGGAGAACAGUUUGGAGGUUCCUUAAAAAACUAAAAAUACAACUACCAUAUGAUCCAGUAAUCCCACUACUGGGCACAUACCCAGAGAAAACCAUAAUCCAAAAAAAAACCAUGUACCACACUGUUCACUGCAGCACUAUUUACAAUAGCCAGGACAUGGAAGCAACCUAAAUGUCCAUCCACAGAUGAAUGGAUAAAGAAGAUGUGGCACAUGUAUACAAUGGAAUACUACUCAGCUAUAAAAAGGAAUGAGAUGGAGCUAUAUGUAAUGAGGUGGACGGACCUAGAGUCUGUCACACAGAGUGAAGUAAGCCUGGCUUCUUUUAAAGCCCUCCUCUCAUCACUGGUUUUCUAUAAUUUGAUCAUGGUGUGCUUUGGGGGGUGUGUGUGUGUUUAUCCUGUUUAGCAUUUGUUGAGUUUCUUAGGCCUGUGGAUUUAUCGUUUUUAUCAAAUUUGGAAGUUUCCAAGUAUUACUUCUUCACAUGUUUUUCCCACCCCCUCUCUCCUUGCCUCCUGCGGCGCCAGCCCUGGCUGUUCCAGACUGCUGGCUGCCGGCUCCCAGGCCGGCGAGCCUCGGCGGCGCCCUCCGGCCUUUUCCUCUGCGUGCCUCCCUGUGGGUAGAUGCUGUUUCUCACCUUCACGUUCCCUUGUCUUUUCUUCUGUGGCGUCUAAGCCGCUGUCAAUCCGAGGCUGAGCAUUUUCCACAUCAGAUACUGUAUUUUCCAUCUCUGUAAUUUCAAUUUUGUUCUUUUACUAUCGUCCCUCUCUCAUCAUACUCCUUUAAAAAAAUGUCCUUGAGCUUGUGGUGAAGACGUAAAACGAUCGUUUUCAGUUAAUUUCAGUUUCUCUGUCCUCCUUGGUCUGUUUCUGCUGACUGGUUGCCUUCUGUUCACGGCGCCCAUUUUCCUGCUGCUCAGUGGGUCCAGGAGGUUUUUGUCGGGUGCCUGAUGUGACGUUUUCACGGCUGAGUACUCACUUUAUUAUCUUCCUUUAAAGACUGUCUCUCUCUUCCUGGCAGGCGGUUAAGCGCCUGCCGAUUAAGUCGAUCUUCUGGGGUCCGGUGUUGAGCCCGUUAGGGCGGCUCUGGAGCAGCCUUUAGAGGGGUCGCCUGCCCCCCUUCUCAGGCCAGCCCUGCAGGCAUCCCUGUUGAACACCGUGUGUUCGUGAAACCUGCCCGUGCUGGGCUGGUCGGAGUGGCCUGCGAUGACCCCUGGGUCUGGGAAUUGUUCUGUCCUCACACGUACUCGUGAGCCUUGCAGGGUUUCACCCACACGUGUGCAGGCUGGUGUUGGAGCACAGGCCCCAGGGGACCCCGGGCAGCAUCCCCUCACCUGUGCAGAGCCCUCUUCGCAGGCGCCCUGCCCCACAGCCCACCUGGACCUGCCCUCCCUGGGCUGCGGCGGGAGAAUUGAGGCACAAAGUCCUCAGGCUGUGCCACCGGGUUUCAGGUCGGUCCUGGGGGGAGGAUGUCCAGACCCCCGUGCCGCCUGUGGUCUGCAGUCGAGUCACAUGUGUCCUGUGGUGAGCGAGGCCCGGCCUCUCGUCUCUGACCUGCCCGUGACCGUCCUUGGCCCAGGUGCUUGGCUGUGUUUCCUGGGGGGAGGGGCUGACUUGAAGGUGACCUUUCCAGCCUUUCCUGUUAUGUGAAUUGCACAUCUUUCCCAAAAAUGUGACUUUUGGCUUUUUUUUAGAUGUUUUCUUUUUAAUAUGGCCUUUUUUUUUUGGUAGUCAAAUUUAUCCCUAUUUUUAUGAUGUUGGAGUCUCACACUGUAUUUGGGAAGGUUUGCUCCACUCUACACACCUUUGACACAGCUGGUUUAGGAGGGGGGUGUGCAGCAGAAGCGUGGGACUGAGGACAGGACAAGCCCACCUGACGUGGGGAGGAACGUGUGGGAAGACUGUGACUCCCGCAUCAAACGCCGUGUAUUCCCCCCACCCACCCCCCCGCCGCCCCCAAGCCUGGCUUUUUACCCGUGAAAUGGAAGCAAGGCGGUGCUAAGAUUCACAGUGGGAUUUGCCCGUUUUUGAAGCAGAAAAUCACCAGCCUGACAUUUGCUGUUAUGUUUCGCUGGUUCCGAUUCCACAAAGAAACGAAAGAACUGAAAUAAUAAAGCUGUGUUCAU
Messenger RNA from Hippopotamus amphibius kiboko, 10024 nucleotides. It is a transcript of the gene WDR4, whose product is annotated as WD repeat domain 4. Gene Ontology annotation, cellular component: tRNA methyltransferase complex; cytosol; nucleus. Gene Ontology annotation, molecular function: protein binding; tRNA (guanine(46)-N7)-methyltransferase activity. The transcript is spliced from 11 exons. Gene Ontology annotation, biological process: RNA (guanine-N7)-methylation. The coding region runs from base 25 to 1269 and encodes 414 amino acids. The record is from RefSeq and is a predicted model, not a curated record. Lineage: Eukaryota; Metazoa; Chordata; Mammalia; Artiodactyla; Hippopotamidae.